CAAACCCGCACACACACAUACACACACACUCAACACAAACUGCGUGAACUCUCUCAAUCGCUUCUCACGUUUCCGCCAUGGAUCUCACCUCGCUCGAACUCAUCUCCGAUAUCGGAACUCAACUCGCUCAACGAACUCGUCCGAACAAGGACUUCAUCGUCAAAUCUCUUCGCGAAGCUGCAAAUGCUUUGUCUACGUUAGACCAGUCUCCUCAGCCACGAACAGCCAAAGAAGUAAAAGCUAUGAAGAAACGAGAAGAUGCUCUGAAGCCAUUGAUAGAUGCUGUGGUUUGUGGCGGUCUUCUUCAGCAUGGGGAUAAGGAUGUCAAGCUUCUUGUUGCCCUUUGCGUCACUGAAUUAUUUCGAAUCAAGGCUCCUGAACCUCCUUUUGAAGACAAGCAUUUGAGGGAUGUAUUUAAACUCAUUAUUGGUUUGUUUGCGGAUCUGGCCGACACUAAAAAUUCAUUAUUUUCAAAGAGGGUUAAAGUAUUGGAUACUGUGGCUCAAUUGAAGUGUUGCUUAUUAAUGCUGGAGAUUGACUGCAUAGACCUUGUUCUCGAGAUGUUCAACGUUUUCUUCUCAGCUGUGAGGGAUCAUCACGAUAAGAGUUUGAUUAAUGCCAUGUCUUCUAUUAUGAUAACCAUUUUGAAUGAGAGCGAGGAAGCUUCUCAGAAACUAUUAGAAGUGAUUUUACGAAAUCUUAUAAAGCGAAAAAAAGAUCCAACUUGUGCUUCUUAUCAACUUGCUGCAUCAGUAAUUAGUACUUGUGCGCAUGAGGAUGAGCUGAACACCCUAGUUUGCAGGUUUUUAUCUUCUUGUAUUUAUGACAGAGACGCCGUGGGCUGCGGGCUUAAAGAAUUUUACCAUGAAAUUAUCUUUCAAGUUUUUAAGUGUGCGCCUCAUAUGCUUCUUGCAGUCAUUCCCAGCUUAAUUGAAGAAAUAUCGGCUGAUCAGGUUGAUAUUCGGUUAAAAGCUGUUAGUUUGGUGGGGAAACUUUUUACACUUUCUGAACACCAUGUUGCACAGAAGUUUCAUGAUCUUUUUGUGGAGUUUUUGAAUAGAUUUUCUGAUACGUCUGUGGAUGUAAGAAUUAGUGCUUUACAAUGUGCCAAAGCUGUCUAUGUGGCGAAUCCUUUUGGGAGAGAAUCACUUGAAAUCAUCUCUUCUGUUGAAGGCCGAUUAUCUGACUUUAAUGAACGAGUGAGGAUGCAGGCGGUUGUUGUUGCCUGUGAUAUUUGCAGUUCAAACCUGAUGUUUGUUCCCUUGAAACUAAUGGCUGAAGUCUCUGAAAGACUUUGGGAUAAAAAGGAAUCUGUUAGGAAGAAGGCCUCACAGAAGUUGAUGGAAAUAUAUCGAGAUUACUGUAAGAAAUGUUGUGAAGGAAGCAUGGCCAUUAAUGAUCACUUUGAAGCGAUUCCAUGUAAAGUUUUGAUGCUUUGCUAUGAUAAGGAUUGCAAGGAGUUCAGAUCCCAGAGCAUGGAAUUGGUUCUUGCUGAUAAUCUAUUUCCCGAGCAUCUUUCUGUUGCGGAAAGGACAAAGCACUGGAUACACAUGUUUUCUCUUUUCAGUCCUCUUCAUGAAAAGGCACUGAAUACUAUUUUGGUACAAAAGAGAAGGUUGCAGAAUGAGAUGAUAAACUAUUUGGCAAUACGGAAGAAAUUAAAGGAAACUCAUGCUGAAGAAACACAGAAGAAAAUUGAAAGCGUGUUCACAAAAAUGGUUGCAUCUUUCUCAGAUUCCGACAAACCAAAAGAGUGCCUUCACAAGUUAAACCAAAUCAAAGAUAAUAACUUGUUUAAAUCUCUUGAAAAAUUAUUGGAAGAACCAACUUUCACAAUUGGACAAACCAUCAAAGAUGGACUUCUUGUAAAGAUUGGAGACAAAAAUCCAAAUUAUGAGUUUUUACGUUCACUCUUCUCUAAAUGUUCAUCUAACAUUUUCAGCUCAGAGCACGUCCAUUGUGUUUUAGAUUAUCUUUCCAAUGAUGACGGUGGAUUUAAGGAUUCUUCUGUAAAUCUUCUGCUGACUAUUGUUAGAAUUUUCCCCUCAAUGCUGAAAGGCUCGGAGAAGCUGGUUCAAAUGGUGUUGGAGCAUACAAGUCCUGUAAAUGACAAGCUGAUUGAGAUUAUAGCGAUGGCAGGUCAUAGCGUUUCUUUCAAUCUGAGUGGUAUGUAUACAUUUCUAGAGAGAAUGUGCUUACAUGGAACUCGCAAACAAGCCAAAUUUGCAGUAUCUGCUAUUGUCUCCUCGAGUUCUGAACAUUCAGUUGUCUCAAAAUUAUUUGAGAGACUAAUUUAUUCUUUCAAUAGCCAAUGGAAUGUCCCAACCAUUAUGCGAAAUAUGGGUUACACCGUACAAUGCUCUGUUUCAGCUUUUGAAACUCAAGUAGAAGAGAUCACAUCAUAUAUAAGCCAAAAGAUUAUUCAAAUGGAGUCUUUGGAUGAUGACGAUCUGUCAUCCUUGUAUGGAACCCCUCAGCGCAGAAAACUUGGUCAAUUGAAGUGGAAUGUCCCAACAAUUUUACAAUCUCUGGGAUGCAUCGCACAAUGCUCUGUUUCAGAUCUUGGAUCUCAAAUUGAAGAGAUCACAUCAUAUAUAUGCCAGAAGAUUAUUCAAAUGGAGUAUUUGGAUGACAAUGAUCUGACCUCAUUGCAUGAUACAUCUCAGUGCAGCAAAUCUUGCCAAUUGAAGAUUUAUGCGCUGAAAACACUAGUGAAGAGUUUUUUGCCUUACCAAGGGAAUCACACGAAGCAGAACAUUAAUGGACUCUUGGAUAUUUUGUCAAGAAUGCUACGGGAAAAUGGUGGUUCUGUUGAUAGGUAUACAGGCUUGUGUGAAAACGAUAAGGCUCAUAUCAGAUUAGCUGCUGCAACAGCAAUUCUUCGUCUUGCUAAGAAGUGGGAUUUAUAUAUAGAUCCAGAAAUUUUCCGCUUCACCAUGUUGAUUGCAAAGGAUCCUUCUUCUUUUGUUAGGAGAAAAUUUCUCAGUAAAACUCAGAAAUUGUUGAAGGAGCAUAAACUACCUAUCAGGUUUGCUUGUGCUUUUGCACUGGCGGUGACUGAGAGCAUUGAUGAUCUGCGGUUUCAAAACUAUAAACAUAUGGCAGAGUUUAUUAAGGAUUACAGUAUAGCAGCUUGCAAACGACAACCUUCUUCUGUUGAAGGAGCAAUCGUUGAUUACCCUGAAUAUGUUUUGGUGUACUUGAUUCAUGUGCUUGCUCAGAUUAACGACUUUCCUGAAGCCUAUCAAAAUGAAGAAGUGUAUGCUGACAUUUGUAGUCCACUCUUCUUUCUCCUGCAGGCAUUGGUUGAUAUCAGUAAUGCUGAUUGUCACCGGGAGCUUGUUAAUGAUGCUGUCUCGUAUAUAUUUAGCAUUUUUCAAGCAAUCAGAAAAGCCGAGGAUUCUGUUGAUGCACAGAUGACCAGUAAGCUGCACAAGCUGGUUGAAAUUGGUCUAUUUACUUUAAAUGCAUUAAGUCCCGGAGAAAUUUCUGUAUCACAAGCCCCACGACAAAUUUUGAUUCCUUUGUCGUUGUAUAGAGCGAGUCUCACCAAGGAUGAUGCUAAUUCAAAAAUUCCAAAGUGCUUUUUUGAUGAAGGUUUUCUAAGUAGAGUCUUUGACAUGCUUAAAAACUCCUGUGCCUCUCGGACCUAUGCACCUAAGCCUGCAAAAACACUUCAUAAACCUGCUCUCAAGGGUCAACAGGAUCUCCCAAGAUCCAAAAUGAAUAUUUGCAGUAAGCUCGACUUGGUUUCUAGCAAACCAGACAGUUUCCCAAGUAGAGAAAUAACAAAUACUAAAACUGUGAAGCAAAAUAUAUCUUCAGAGAAAAGGAGAAAACAAGUGCCUCCGUCUGAUUCUGGAUCAGUUGGUUUGCAUGAAUGCUCUACAAUUGUGAAGCAGCAAAAAUUGCCAUCAAAACAAGUUGAAAACACCUCUGAAAGAAACCGGCUUUCAUCUAGUGAUUCUGUGAGCUGUAAGGGUUCUCUGGUUGAAUCACGUGUGCUGACCCAUAAGUCCAAAAGAGAUGCCACUUGUUUAUUGGAGAAUGCUGUGACAAGUAGUAAACAUACUGUUCAACUUUUCAAAUGCCCUAGAAACAACUUCAAAGAUACAUGUGGCUCUAAGGCACGAUUUCCAAUGGCAGAUGUUUCAAAUAAAAAUAUUAUCUCCCACUGUGAUCCUAGUGAGCUUUCUUCUCUCAGUAGUAUAAAGCAAACUACUGUUACAACAGGAUGCCUAGCAGCCAAAGAGGGAACAUCAUUGUCCAAAAAUAAGCUUGGUGCAGCAAGUGUGGAUGGAAGCGAAAAGUGUACCGAGACAAUAACCUCAGAAGGUGUCAAUACGUGCAGAUACCCUGUUAAAAGAACAAGACGGAAAGUAUAAAUAUCAUGCAGUGUUCCCAGCUUCAAUUGCUAAAUAUCAUGUGAUUAUGCCGCUCCAUGCAGUAACUUCUGACUAGUGAAAGGAUUGGAUCAGCAAUCUUGCAAAGUUCUGUAAAUUAUAGCAGCUUGCUGGAUAAAGACAUUUUAAAAAAUAGUUACUCUAGGUUAUAAGUCAAAUGUAUUUAAAUACAGUUUCUCAAUUACUAACCAAAUUGUAUAUAUCUUUCUCUGAAAGGAUAUAUACAGUUUGUUUUCCUCAUUUCUUUCAACCUGUUACAGGCACUGACCUCUGUCUUCUGCUGAAGCAGAACUAAUACAGGCUAGUACUUAUUUUUAUAUUAACCCCCACCCCAAAACACACUGAUAAAUGCUUGGAAGGGUUACAUACAUCGGUUAAUAGUUCAACUAAUUGACUUCUAUA
This is a messenger RNA of Medicago truncatula (barrel medic), 4805 nucleotides long. Its product is annotated as sister chromatid cohesion protein PDS5 homolog A. Lineage: Eukaryota; Viridiplantae; Streptophyta; Magnoliopsida; Fabales; Fabaceae. The transcript is spliced from 30 exons. Gene Ontology annotation, biological process: DNA repair; mitotic sister chromatid cohesion. Bases 78 to 4385 code for a protein of 1435 amino acids. The record is from RefSeq and is a predicted model, not a curated record. Gene Ontology annotation, cellular component: chromatin; nucleus.